This is a messenger RNA of Parus major (Great Tit), 9295 nucleotides long. Its product is annotated as photoreceptor outer segment membrane glycoprotein 2. The transcript is spliced from 3 exons. Gene Ontology annotation, biological process: visual perception. NCBI's taxonomy places the organism in Eukaryota, Metazoa, Chordata, Aves, Passeriformes, Paridae. Bases 7084 to 8178 code for a protein of 364 amino acids. Gene Ontology annotation, cellular component: membrane. The record is from RefSeq and is a predicted model, not a curated record.
UUCUUGUUAACUCUCUUUUCUUUCCAAGAGAAUCUCAGAUUCCCUACAAUAUAUCCUAAGUAAUAGUGUUCAGUUCAAAUGAUGUCUGGAGUGUGAAAAAUAGCAUCAACAUCAGGUUUAUAGUAAGCUGAGAAUAGGUCAUGAUUAGUUUAGGAGGAGAAAUGUGACAGUGUAUAUCUGACUACUUUGCUAGGAGAAGAAGGGUCAGUUGGUAGUGCACCAAAGUAUUGAUGCUAUUAGAUAUGGAAUUUUAAAAGGAAAAUUUUACCUCAUUAUGAGAAGAGAAUUCUGCUGCCAGGCCUCAUAUUAUGUGUAUAAUUCCAUUCUGCAAAAAGCUUCCUGGCUUGCAAGGAUAAGAUCCAUAGUGAAUAAGGUACAAAAGUGAAAAGCAAGAUUGCUGCAUGGUCUAAUUAUGAUUAAGGUUGUAAAAAUGGAUUCUAGUCUUCAGAAGUUACAGCCAAGAUGGAAGUUUUAGGUUACCAGGUAAUUUAAAAUACAUGUUCACUUCCAUCUGUACUAUAGAGUGCUGGUCUGAUUUUAAGGUGAAUACACUAUUUGUGUGCCUUAGUUUUCCAUUUGUAAUGACUCACCGUGAGUCAUGAGUGGAUGACUCAGAGAUUGUGGACAGUACAGCUCCUAUGGAUUGAAAUCAGAGCCCGCCUGACAGGUACUGAUAUGGAUUUUCCUACAAUGCACAGAACUCCAAAUGACAAGCCAUGCACGUUCAGUGCAGUUUGUGCAGGUCUGCUAUAAUUUCCUUUUCUGCCUGAGACUGAUUUCAGGGUAUCCAUAUUGUUAUAACCUUUACACAUCUGAAAAAUGUAGUACUUCUUUUCCUGAUUUUUUUCGUCUGUGGUGCUCUUCAGGCAAUUAGGUGAGCUACAGUUAUAGUAUUCACAUUUUUCAUGGAAUAUAAUACAGUGGAUUUUCUAGUACAACGUAGAUCAUAGUAGUACAGCAUAGAACUGUAGUUGUAAAAAAACAAAAUUGACUUCAUUUUCAAUAAGCUUUGUGUCAUUUUAAUGUACAAACCGUGUCCUUUUAAAUUACUGACUAUUGACAUUACUUCUUGCCUUUAAAUUUUGAGAUUACCUCUGCCAACUCUGCAAUUCUGUAAGUAUUUCAGAUGUUGUGACUUAACUUUGGUAUCUUUAUCUACUAUAACACCCAUAAUCAUCUAAAUACCACUAUACUUACUUCCUAAAAGUUCAAAAAAUAUAAUUAAAAAAUGAAUGUUCUUAAAAGACACAAUUACUUCUAUUUGCUGAAUAGCUUAAUUGUCUAAGUGUCUACCAUGUGGUUCACAGCUUUACAAAAGCAAAAAAAAAGCAGAUGUUGUUCAUGUCCUCUCCCCAUUAUCACAUACAAGUGAGAAUCUCUUCCUCAAUAUGGACUUGCCCCAGCUCAGAAGAAAAGGUUGGAAAGUUUUUGUUUCCAUCAGACUAACCAAGUGCCUCCAGUUUAUUCCAGUACUCCAAAAUCUUAUAUCAUUAAUUGUCAUUUACAUUAAAUACAAGAUGAAAUUAAAAACCACCCAAAUAUAAAAAUACUAAUUUUUGGAAACUAGAUAUAAAAUUAAACAUUGCAUCUUCCCAAAUAGUUAUUUCAUUGCACUGAUACACAUCUAUCCUUGGCUGUGGACUUAUAUAUGAAUGGUACUAAAUAGGUAAGUAAUUGGGCAAACAUUUGUUAAAUUUACCUGUUUGGGUCCUAAGCAAUGCACAGCAAUCUCCACUGUUAGCAGGAAAGUGUGUGAUCUCUUUCUAUACCUACUGCUGGGUGAUAGGUGCAAUCCCCCAUGUACAACCCACUCCUGCAAGUUACAAAAUGCUACUCCGUGGUUGUGAUGUCCAGGCUUUCCAAAGGUCUGCAAGAAAGUGCAUCAUGCUUAAUUAUAAACUGCCAUAACACAGAACUAAUUUUUAAGUAAUUGAACUUUUGAUAUUACAUUUGCAGCUGAAGCCAUUUCCAAAUAUGAGAUGGAAGAAAAAACACAGGUAGCACUGGCCUCUAACUGCAUUACAGUUGGAUUUAAGUAAUUUCUUACAAUGGGGCAUUCUCCAGCUUCCAUUAGCUGUGUGAAUGACCUCUAAUUUGUAUUGUAGAAAAAGCCUUCAUACAGCAGCACUGCCAUCUCCUGCUUGCUUGCUUCCAUGCAGGCAAGCACGAGGUCUGUGCUGCAAAGCAGCCACAGUGAAGGUGCAGUUUUCUGCUACGAGGUAAGUGAGGAAGUAGCAUUUUCUAAUACUCAGGGAUAACACAUUUGGAGUUCUGCAGAUGGGGAGAGUUUUAAAAGGUGAAUUUUUUUAAGCACAGAAAAGUACUUCAGCCAUUUGUCCAGGAUUUCUGAUAAACCACAUCCCUGCCAUUAGUCCAGGAUUUCAGAUAAACCACAAACCCACAAUAGCUCAAAAUGUGUACAUUUGUGUGCUUGUGCUGUACCCAAGAAAUACAUUCUACCUGUUGAAUAUACUUCCAUAGAACUGAUCUGUUCACAAACCAAAACAUUUGAAAAGAUCUAAAAUAUUCCCUGUAGUCUGCAUAAGUGCUGCAAGUCCAAAGCAUGAAUGACUCAUGAACGGGAUUAAUUCAAUGCAGUUGGAGUGUAUUUGAUCAUAUGCAAGCAUUUGUGUGGUCCAUAUGCAGUAGGUCCAACAGGUCCCAGAUGUUGGGACCACAUACGCUCUGAACCAUUAAGACACAGGUGAGAUAGAGCCAGAACACAGAGUUAUAAUCACAGUCAUAUCAGAAUACUGCUUUAUUGCUUAUCAUAAACUGGGACAAUUUAUGCUUCUGAGAAUAUUUCUACACAUUUACAAUGCCUGGUGCAGGGUCUCUUGCAGUCAGCCAUGUGCCCACUGAAUUCUCUCUGCUGUGCCAAGGGGUUAUAGAUAUGGAUCUUACAGCUCAAACCUGCUCCUGCUUAGGGAUUCGGCUCUGGUACUGACAUCACCUCAAACUUGACCAAGCACUGCUGCAGUCUCAGCUUAUUGCCACCAGUGAUGCCACUUCAAACCAGCCAUGUCUGUCCCACACAUUGCUACACGCUGGGCUCAGAAAUGCCAGAGGAUGUGACACUUUUGCUUUUGCUUCUGCCUUGGAAUACAGCUAGAUAAGAGACUAGGACAGAGGUUUCUACCAGAUUGUUCUUGAACCUGGAAAGCUUCCCAAACAAGAACCUACCGUGAAUCAUACAGGAUGAUGAAAAUGCUCUUGGUUACUUGAAUUCUUUUUUUGGACAAUCAUAUUCAAUACACAGAGAACAGAAAAUUGCAUCCAAAACAACAAAAUAUGGAAUCAUUGGUAAGGAACAUAAUAGUGGAUAUAAAUGAUAGCUGCCUAAGACAGAUUUACCCUUCCCACAGAAUCACAAAGUUUUAUUAUUCUAAUUCUUCUCUCCUUUGAAGGCAUAUUUAUUGUUAAGAACAAAGUGAGAGCUAUUGAAGACAUUAGCAGGUAAUGAAAAACAGUUCUGUUGCUUACUAGCCCAAACGUCCAGCAGGGUAAAAAGGUAGAAGAAAGUCACAUAAACCAUUUAGUUGGUGAGAUCUCAGUUCACACUCAGUUAAUUGGCCUGUUUUGCAGGAUUUAAUCUGGCAGCAUAAGAACCUUGAAAUAAAUCUCUUAGCUAUGAUUAGAGAUGAAGGAGAGAUUAGCACAGGCAGGAGAGUUGAAGCGGUUUUCUCCAUUUCCAUUGGUGAGUCAAUGUGAAGACAGAGCAACUACAGAGACAUCAGGAAAUCAUUCAGUCAUCCUCAGGAUGUCCAGUUCAGGUAUUUUCUCCCUUGUAUUCAGCAAGUUACCAGUUUCAAGAUCCUACUCAUUCCUCUGAAACAGGUUAGUGGUUUCUUUCAUAAUGUCAUAAAUAGCAAUGUAUGUUUAGCUAAUGUUUAGCUAAAAUAGCAGAUUUUAGCAAAAUCAGUAAGAUAAGAUGUGGUUUGUUUAUGACAAAAUUGCAAAAUUUCUUUGAACAAUUCAUAUUUAAUAAGCAAAUAUUAUAAAUAAAUAGCUGUGCUAUGUCUUGUUCAAUAUAGUUUGGGGAAUUUGAUAGCAAAGGAACAUUUAGGUGGUAUCUUGGAAGCAAAUUGUACGGUGAUGGAAGCUGUGUUAAAAGUUAGAUAAAUUUGAAUUCGAUAAGGAAAACUUGAGAACAGUAUUGAUAGUAAGGGAGAGAUUUCCACAUUUAUUUGGCUUCUUUUGCUGAAAGAAGUAUUUCUCCCUUUAUAAGAAUAAAAUCCAGUUUGCUCUCCCAUAGCUGGGGAAGACAUGUCUGUGUGUAUAUGAUUCAUAACUCUGGAGUGGUUUACGUGCAAAGAUUUCUAAGAACUAUGACAGGCGUUAGAUCCACUGAAAUGCUGGGAGCAUUUGUGGCUUUACACUAAUCUGCUACCAAGUAUGAAUUGGAGAAGAACAAACACACAUUGAAGAGCAAGACUAACACUUUCAGCUCAUAAUUGCAGUUCCGCUCCUUCAGCUGGAAAAACUUUCUUCAUCAUGCUAAAAAAUUAUACUAUGCAGCAGUUUGUGUGUUACAAGAGAUCUUACACUAAUAAAUGUAUUCAAUACAUUAUUAAACAGGGAAAGAAUAAUGUUAGGAUGCACUUACAAAAUUCUUUAUGAUAUGAAGAGAGUCAUUAUCUGAAAUAAACUCAGUAAACUGUUAGCAUAGGUGAAAAACUUAGCAUACUUACGUUAUUAUCCAUGUAGUAGGCUAGGAACAAGGAACAGAAUAGGUAACUUGUUCUUCUGUCCCGGACUUGAGGCAGUCAAGGUUUCAUGACAAGCACAGUGUUUCCCAAAGAUCAAUCCCAAGCAUAUCAGUGAUAGCCAGGGUCAGUCAACAAGUGGUCUUUGAACUACAACAACCAGUCAUUCCAUCCCUUUCCUCUGGUACCAAGACUCCAUGAAAUCACAGACCCUAUGCUGCUGGUGUGUUAGAUAAAUGUCAAUGUUCCAUGAAAUCUGAUCCUAAAAACAAUACUAAAAAUUGACAAAGGAAGCUAAUAAUACCUCAUGAGAAUUUCUGGAGACAAGGAAUUAUUAGAAUUUUUCUUGCACAGAAACUUUUUAAACUUCAAGCAUCUGAAAAUGGGGGAUGGAACUGUAUCAGAAUAGCUCCAUGAGAUUGAAUGUAUUCCUGCUUCUGGAACUCAACUUCAAAUUUCUUUACGGCUAGAAUAUGACAAAGUCUCAAAUCUCUCUGGAGUAGAUGAAUUUUAAAAGAGUAGAACUAUUGACAACUUUUGUCCAAAUGUUAAAACAAAAUAUAUUUAGCAAGUAGGGUGUUUUCAGUAACUAAAUAACUAAAUGUGUGCUGAACAAUUUCAAGGCAUUGUUCAAAUACAUAUAUGUGUUUCACAGAAACAAACAGUGAGUGAUACAUUCAUAUGUGCUGGCUAUUGAACACGAACUGUGUAUCAGGAAUGAGCAAAUUUCACAUCAGAUUCUCUCUGCUGUGAGCUCUGAGGCCUGAGUAUUGGGCAAAUAAACCUGUUAGCAGCCAUCAUUUACAGCUAUUUAAGGUCAAGUCACGAACUGCUUAACUGGUGAAGCAAUCAGAGAUACUGUCUCCAGGCUUAACAGGCUUAUUCAGGCUGUCAGCUGAAUUUGUAGGGAGGCUUAAUUCUGUACCAGCAGAGCGUGAUUCCUUCAAAUGAGGUCUGAACAAUACUGGAGAAGAAUGGUGUGAAGCAAGUGCUAUAAUUUUAUGACUAUUCUCUGGACAUCUCUGUAAGGUGAUUAUACUAUACUAUUGUGACAAUACAAUCACAAUCAAUAUUCAGCCAUAACUGAUAAUCAUACUUAACAAUCAUUAAAAUUAGGGCCCUGUUUUUAAACUCAGAAAGCUUCUGGCCUCAACACCUUUGGAAAUAGACUGGUAAGGAAAAAUACUGUGCAUUUAGCACACUAUUCUGUGUAUUGUACAAAAGAUACACAGAGCUGAAUAGCUUUGAGGGGAAUUAGUUUUCUCUGUAAAUGCAGGAGAAAAUAAAUCCAACUUGAAUUCAUUAGAUCUCACAGGCCUUAAAAUCUUAAUGUAUGAAGAUAUUUAUCCAUACCCUAAUAUGAAUCACACAACCUAUUCCUUGCCUGUACAAAUAGAACUGAUUAUUUCCAACGUAAACACAUGAAGACGCUGGCAUUCCAUUGCCUUUUUAAACUGCACUCUGCAACAAUCUGCUUACCCAAUGCUAAGCUUCACUGCAGCUGGGGAUCCUUUACCGGGUCAGUGUAGCCCUACUUCUCUCCAGCUUGUCUGUCUGCAGGUGUUUUUCAUGUUGUUUUAGCUGAUACAAGUUUUAUUCAGUAAUAGCAUCCACUAACUUAGAAAAUAUUAUGCUGCUUAUACAUCUCUAUUUCCCCAGAUUUAUAGGAUUACAUUUUACUUUUUAUAAAUAUCAUUGUAUUAGUGUAAUUAAAUUACUGUAUAAUUAUGUAAUGCAGAAUUUUACAGUAUAAAAUCACUCUAAUGAGAGUUGCCAAAUUAGGAGCAACACAAGCAAGUUUUCUGGAAAGAAAAAAAGGCUGUAUGUAUGUUUGUCUUGUUUAUUCAACUUUUGAACACAAACCUGACCAUAACACAGGAAUCAAAUACCUAUAAUUGUUAAACAAAAAAAAAAAAAAAAAAAAAAAAAAAAAAAAACCAAAAAAAAAAGCAACAAGUAGAAGGGAAAGACACUGGGAGUCUUCUGAAGGGAAAGACACAGACCAGUUCACUUUUAGGUAUCAGAUCCACACAGAAAAUAGGUCUUGACAAAAAUUCACAGGAAUUCAGAGUCUCUGUUCAUACUAUUCACUUGUUUUUAAUUGCUCUAAUUGGUCCUUAGAAUUUAUUUUUUUUUAGUGAUUCACACUGGUAUGAAACUUAAGCAAUAAGUUUCACUAGGGCACUCCCUUGGCAGGACUCAGAGUGCAUGAGGCUGUACAGGAAGUUCUCUUGUAGGCUCUAUAAAUACCUGGUCAAAGAGACAGUAAUCUCUCUCCCUCUUCUUCAGAUUUCUACUGCAUGCCUUGGAUCCAUGCUCCUAAUCAGCUUACAAGCUUCCCUUGACCUACGCUUCCUUUCCUAAUGCACGUCUGACUAUGGCUGUCCUCAAAGUCAAAUUCACCAAAACCAAGAGGGACAAGCUGGCUCAGAUCUUAUGGAUCCUCAACUGGGUUUCUGUAGUGAGUGGGAUCAUUCUCUUCAGUCUCGGCCUCUUUCUGAAAAUAGAGAUCAAGAAGCGCAAUGAAGUGAUGGCAAAAGGGGACAUUAACUCUGUCCCCAACAUGCUGAUCUCUGUAGGGGUCAUAGCAUGUAUCAUCAAUUUUCUGGGUGGCAAAAUCUGCUAUGACUGCUCAGAUGCAAACAAGUUCUCCCGAUGGAAACUAGUAAUGCUGCCAUACAUCGUAUGUACCUUUUGUUUUACCUUCUGCAUCCUGGUGGGUGCUCUCAUGUGCUACACCAUGAGGAACGAGCUGGAAGAGUCUCUCUAUCUGGGACUGAGGGAUGCUAUUAAGUUCUAUAAAGACACAGACAUACCUGGGCGGUGUUUCUUAAAGAAAACAGUGGAUUUGUUACAAAUUGGAUUCCGUUGCUGUGGAAACAAUGGCUUUAGAGACUGGUUUGAAAUUCAAUGGGUAUCUCCUCGUUAUCUGAAUAUGGCUUCCAAGGAGGUUUUGGACCGUCUGAAGAGCAAUGUUGAUGGGAAGUUCUUGGUGGAUGGAGUCCCCUUCAGUUGCUGCAACCCCAGCUCCCCACGGCCCUGCAUCCAGUACCAGCUGACAAACAACAGUGCUCACUACAACUAUGAUUUCCUGACAGAGGAGCUCAAUAUCUGGAUGAAGGGGUGCAGAGAGGCCCUGCUGGAUUACUACACUGGUAUCAUGAGAUCCAUUGGCAUUGCAGCAUUACUUAUUUGGUUGUUCGAGCUCUCUGUACUGAUUGGUGUCCGGUACCUACAAACAGCCAUGAAGAAUGUCCUUCUGCUAGGAGAUCUGGAGGGUGAAUCAGAUGGUUGGUUACUAGAAAAUAGUUUUGUGGAAACUGCCAAAUACAACAUCAACAUCAUUAAGAACCUCGGUAAAGCCAACCAGAUCUCCACUGUCUCAGGCAUGAACGACCCCAAUAUUAACGUUCCAAACACAGACUGUGACAAAACUAAUAUUACAACAAAAUCUAUCCCUGCAGCUAGGUAGGCAAAUCUUCCAAGAAAUGACAUCACAAGUCUAGCUUUGCUCUAUUACAGUCCUACAGUCACCAGAUUUUAUCUGGUGGGGAAAAAAAAGCAAGGUAGAAAAACUAGUAAAACAAUUGAACAAACCACAGACUGGUGACAGCUCCAAAAAUGCUGAUACUUCCUUGGAUGGAUGUGUUUUUACUUGUGAAACCCCUGAUUCUCAACACUGCACAAAACUUCUGGAAUGUCCCCCACUUUCUCUCCUUUACUUACAGACUUCUAUCAUGGUCUGAAAGCAUCAGAAUUAUCAUUAAGCAUAAGCAAAUAUUUCAGACAGGAUGGGUCCACAUGUACUAACAUACAGAUUAGUUGAAUAGGUACCAGAGAAGUUUGUCAUUACACCUAUAAAAAUCCCAGGAGCAGGGAAUUCCCAAAAGAAAUUAUUACGCUGGGUAAAAAGAUUCUUUACAAAAAAGACAAAAACUGAAACAAAGAUUCUGCUGGUGCAGGUUAGGAAAGUGGAAAUUUAAACAAAAACAUGCAUAUAUUACAGCCUACAAUAACCCACCAGGUAUGUGAAAUUCAGGUGAAGGCAAUGAAAGUUACCACAAAAGUAUUUCAUUUGUUUUUCCCAAAAUGUCUGCAGUAUCUUUUCAUUUUCCCCCCUCCAAUAGCUUAGAGAAAGCCAAUUGCCCCACUUCCCUCAAAGUCAAAGGGUACAGCUGAAAGGAGUUUUCUGAUUAAUAACUGCCAGCUCGUGCAGGGAUAUUUAAACUUCUAACUAGCAUGUGAUAGCACAAGCUUAAAAACAAGUAGAUACUUCCUGUGAAACAAACACUGACGAUCCUAGAUGCUUGAAAGCUCCUUGUUUCAUAAGUACUUACCACCCUGAUCCAGGGGUGGGAAAAUCAUAUAUAUUUGAAAUCAAUGAAGGCAGACACACUGACAGCUCAUGCAUCACACCCCUGGUACAAUGCUCAGGAGCUUUGUUGAUGCAUGGAGUGAAAGCCUUCAAUGCCCAAACCACCUGUAGUUACAGGGUGCCCUAUGACUAUAACUGAUCAUUAAUAGUCAGCAGGAAAAAUGUACCAAUACAAACAGAGGUGGAAAGACCAAAUAAAAUAUUUUACUUGCUA